UCGUGGGACACGUCGAGCCGGGCAGUAGUGGCGGGGGCUUGGUAGAAGUCCAGACCGGGUUAGGGGAUCCAAUUCUGAGAAGAAGACUCAAGCGGCGGGGCUUACCCUGUGAAGACUUUUCCACUGAAUCUCAUCUUUUUCUGGAAAACUGACCGUAUGGCAAUGAACCAUAUGGGGAUGAACCAUAUGGAGAUGCACCACCACAUGGGGAUGAACCACACGGACGACAACGUUACCAUGCCACCUCACCACCACCCGACCACCUCGGCCUCACACUCCCACGGCGGAGAGGACAGCAUGAUGAUGAUGAUGCCUAUGACCUUCUACUUUGACUUUAAGAAUGUGAACCUAUUGUUUUCCAGUUUGGUAAUCAACACACCUGGAGAAAUGGCUGGAGCCUUUGUGGCAGUGUUUUUACUAGCAAUGUUUUAUGAAGGACUCAAGAUAGCCCGAGAGGGUCUGCUUCGAAAGUCUCAAGUUAGCAUUCGCUACAAUUCCAUGCCUGUCCCAGGACCAAAUGGAACCAUCCUAAUGGAGACACACAAAACUGUUGGGCAGCAGAUGCUGAGCUUCCCCCACCUCCUGCAGACAGUGCUGCACAUCAUCCAGGUAGUCAUCAGCUACUUCCUCAUGCUCAUCUUCAUGACCUACAAUGGGUACCUAUGCAUUGCAGUAGCAGCAGGGGCUGGGACAGGAUACUUUCUCUUCAGCUGGAAGAAGGCAGUGGUGGUGGACAUCACAGAGCACUGCCAUUAACAUCAGACUCCAUAUAUGGCCUUAUUAAUUGCUGUAGGAAGCAUCUUGGGACUGGAAGACAUGAUUCCCUUUCCAAUCACCCCUUCUCUCUCCUGUCUAUACAUACACACCUACUGAAUAGAAGCCUAGCUGACAGCCUCUGAGUAGUGGUUUUUCUAAUAAGAUGAGAUUGACUUUUCUCUUGGGAAGUCACCUGUGAGAUGUCUUCUCCCUCAUCAUCCUGAGCCUUAUCUAAUCCGGGUAGCUUCCUAGUUAAAGACUUUGUUAUCUGCUUCUUUUUACUGCUCCGGGUUUUUUGUUUGUUUGUUUUGUUUUGUUUUAUUUGCGGGGAGAGUGGGGUACAUUUUGUUUUAAACAGAUAUGUAUAUUUGAUAGGUGGGGUUCUGGGUCAGUGAUUAAAAAAGGAUUGUAACAGGAUUGAUGCCAAUUAGGGGCAUCUCUUCCAACCGGGACUUAAAUCUCACACUAGAAAUGAGCUCCAGUCUUACUCAGUGAGUGGGAGACACAUGCUCCUCUCUCCAGGGGUGAUGUGUUACACUGAAACCUGUGUAGUGUGUGCAGAGUGGGUAGGGACUAAACACAGGCCUAGAGUCUAUGAGUCUGUAUUCCUGCUCAGUCAUCAACUUGUGUUCCUAUUUAACGUUUGAUUAGAAUGAACUCGCCAAUCAAAAAAACAGGACAAUCAAUUUAAGACAACAGAAAUAGAGAUUAUUAAAUAAAACCAUUAGUAUUUUACUUUGACUCAGUACCUUGGUUUGUCCCAACUGAAUAAGAGUUUGUAUUGUUUGUGUGUGUUCCUCAAAACCUAUGAUUUUCAAACUUGACAGUGCUUCAGAAUCACCCAGAGGGCUUGUUAAGACACUACUUGGUGGACCUCAACCCCAGAACUACCAAGUUUGGCAUUUCUAAGUUCCUAGGCGAUGCUCUACUGACAGUCCUUAAGAGUCUCUGCAUUAAACUAGAAAAGCUGCACCUAGAAGGGACAGAGGGUGGGGCUACCUGGUAUCAGGAAUGAACAUGUGAAUUGCUGGUUAGUAGGUGGUAUGCCUUGGGCACAUGUCACAUCUAAAUGCUGCUGGUCGAUACUUCAUCAUUCCACAAACAUUUAUUCACUUCCAAAUAUGUUUUAUGUAUACCCACAUACAGUGUGUGGGAUUACAGCCAAAGUAUACUUGUCAGCAUAUAUGAAGUCUCUAGUCCUGACUUUUAAAGAUAUAAGGUUCCUUGAAAGUUAUCUGAAGGCUAAGAGACCUUUGCUCUGCUGUGUGAGUCAGCCAGUCAAAAGAUCAGAAAGGCAUAAACUAAGCUUCCUUGUUUGGAGAGACAUGGGGCAUGUGUCUACCAAUAGCCAAAUUGUUCUCAGUGUACACUAUGUAGGUCCCCAUAUGCUACUUGACCACCUUUAUUAUUUACAGGGAUUUACAUAGAUUACAGUGGCCUAAACCCCCUUCUCAAUGAAGGAUCUCAUUGGAUGUUCUGUCAAUCAUUAAUCUACAUGCAGGCUUGUUCCCAAACUACCUCUUUAAAGUGAUUCUUCCUAUGCUGGUCUGUUAAAUCCUGCCCUCUUUGGUGCUAGAUCCAGUUGUGCCUCAGAGCAGAAGAAACAAACCUGCUGUCUUGUUGGCCCAGUGUUUCAGUUUUUAAGUGUGUACUUUCUCCUCUGUGCGUGCCAAUUACAUAUUAGAGAACAAGGAAUGUGUACUUUGGUGGCUUUGAACCAAGAAAAGGUCUAAAAAUCUUAGAAAUCAACUUUAGAGCUUUGCUUUUCUCUUGAGUUCAUCCUGCAGUGAAUGACAGGUACUGACAGCCCAACAUUAAGGUGCAAAUAGCCUGCUGUCAUCUCAGAAGCCAAGAAAUAAUAAACCCAGGGGAAUUCAGAAACCACACUUAGUGGUGACCCUGGUGCUCUCUAGAAUCUCCAGAUGAGCUGCUAUAAAACACCUUUCAGGGGCUGAGAUGCAGCUCUGAUGUGAAUCACUUACCUAGCAUAUGUCAGGUCCUGUGUUUAAACCCUAACACCCUAAAAAUAAUGUAUAAACUAUCAGAAUCGGGACCUUAUCACUGAGGUGAAAAGAACCAAGGCCUGUAAGAACAAGGUGCUAUGAAUCCGAAACCAAGAGAAACCUCAGUCUGACGUGGUUCUUUGGGGUAGCUUCCGCGUAGAAAUAGUCUACUGCAAUCCUAAACUUGAGAUCCUGAGUUAGUGCAUCCUAGAGAAUGUGGUUAGUGCAGAACAGAGGUAAACGUAAGUCCCAUCCUCCUGAACUUUAAUGCCCAGCCUUUGUGUUUAUCUAAGUUACUCCUUUCAAGUGUGGGAAGGCUAUAGCUGAGUGUCUUUAGCCCCUGCCCUACUUUUCCCUAUCUGUCUUUUAUCCCAGGUAGCUUAGUGUUUAACAUCUCUCUCACUAUCCUGAUGCAGUAGCAUGGCUAUUGCUAUGGUUAUAAUUACCUAAUAAGAAUUUUCUAUUUACAAAGCAAGUAGAGGUCUUAAGUUUGCUUCAAGCAGCAGUUGCUCCACUGGAAUUUCUAUAAAGCUGGGUAAAGGGUUAACAGGAUUACAGAUCCUAGGCACUAACUGCAGUCCGAGAUGGAAGACUACUCAACAGCCACUGCCCACAUCAGGAACCUCCUCAGCAUCCAUCAGUCUCCUCACCGCUCCUGUGUAGGGUUGUCCCACAAUCCCUUCCAGGCUGUGGCAUUGGGUUCCUUAUUGAAAUCAGGAGAGUGAGGCAGAGUGUCCAUCAUGCCAUUUAAUCUUGCGCCUGCCCUUUCCAGCCUCUUCAGAAGAUACAGCCAAACAACAGGUCUGCAUUUGAUGUAAUGCCUUAAUCACUGGGUCCACAUUCACGUUGACUGUCUCAGAGACUGUAAGCUCCCGGAGAGCAGGGUUGCUGUAAUGGGAAUGUUUAAGUGUUGUGUGCAAGAAAACAAAAUAAAUAUUUUGAUUUUUGUGA
Messenger RNA from Mus pahari (shrew mouse), 3710 nucleotides. It is a transcript of the gene Slc31a1, whose product is annotated as solute carrier family 31 member 1. Gene Ontology annotation, biological process: copper ion transmembrane transport. The coding region runs from base 157 to 756 and encodes 199 amino acids. The transcript has 5 exons. Gene Ontology annotation, molecular function: copper ion transmembrane transporter activity. Gene Ontology annotation, cellular component: membrane. The record is from RefSeq and is a predicted model, not a curated record. Lineage: Eukaryota; Metazoa; Chordata; Mammalia; Rodentia; Muridae.